AUGUCCGCCCGACGACGAUCUACCAGCAUUAGCCAGAACAACGGUAGCAGCAGUGACUGGAAUAUCUUUGGCAGAACACACAAUCGUACCCGUUCCGUCGCAACAGACGACCCUUUCGAACGCGCCUCGUAUCGGAACUCGGUCUUGAGCUCCUCCAUGAAUCAAACGACCAUGAAUCAAUCGGCGAGGUCGAGAUACAUAAAAAUUGCAGCCGUGCUAAGUUUUGUGCUGCUGGCACUUUACUUCCUAUCCGGAAGCUCGAAGUCUGGUGUCAGCAGUGUGAUACCUGGCUCUACGUCAACGGCUGACGGAUCGAGUACCAAGAAGAAUGAUCCAUCAUGCACGAGAUACGUGUUGAUGAUUGAUGCGGGGAGCAGUGGGUCGAGAAUACACGUAUACAGAUUCAAUACUUGCACAAGCACACCCGAAUUGGAGAAUGAGGGCUUCAAGAUGAUCAAGGGCGGUCUCUCGAGCUAUAGCAAUGACCCAGAAGCCGCUGCACGAAGCUUGGACGAACUCAUGGACCUCGCCGUUACAACAGUUCCAGAGAAGUACAAGGCUUGCACACCGGUAGCUGUCAAAGCAACAGCGGGAUUGCGAUUACUCGGAGCCGAGAAGAGUGACGCUAUUUUGGCCGCUGUUAGGAAUAGACUUGAAACCAAAUAUCCUUUCCCAGUCGUUGAAGGCAAUGGAGUCGCCGUCAUGGACGGUAGCGACGAGGGUGUCUACGCAUGGAUUACCACAAAUUACCUCCUCGGCAAGAUCGGUGGCCCCGAUAAGUCUCCUACUGCCGCUGUUUUCGAUCUCGGCGGUGCCUCUACCCAGAUUGUCUUCGAACCCACUUUCCCAAUCAAGGGUGGUGGUAUGCCCGAAAUUCUUGCUCCCGGUGACCACCACUACGAUCUGAACUUCGGCGGCCGCUCUUUUGACCUGUACCAACACUCCCAUCUCGGAUACGGUCUCAAUGAAGCUCGCAAGGCAGUCCACAAAGCCGUUCUAUCCGCCAAAUUCGGUGACAGCCCUAUCGAUAACUCCAAGCCCAUCCUCAACCCUUGUAUCGCCCCAGGAAUGUGGCGAGAAGUCGAAAUUGAUGGUAUCAAAGUCAACAUGACCGGACCACCCCAUUCCGCCGCGCCACUCUGCCGUAGCUUUGCAGAAUCCAUCCUCCAUAAAGAUGAAGAUUGUAAACUCGCUCCUUGCUCCUUCAAUGGUAUCCACCAACCUUCCUUGGCGAAGACAUUUGCCCGGGAGGAUGUUUAUAUCUUCUCAUACUUUUAUGAUCGAACACAGCCCCUUGGUAUGCCUAGCAGCUUUACGCUCGAGGAGUUGAGGGAUCUAGCCGCGAAGGUUUGCGAAGGUGAGAGUGGGUGGACAAUGUUUUCGGCUGUUAAGGGUGCACUUGAGGAGUUGAGGGAUAGACCAGAGCAUUGUCUUGAUUUGAACUUCCAGUUGGCAUUGUUGCACACUGGUUAUGAGAUGCCAUUGCAUAGAGAGGUGAAGAUUGCAAAGAAGAUUAAGGGUAAUGAGCUAGGGUGGUGUCUAGGAGCUAGUCUACCACUAUUGGCUAAGAAUUCUGGAUGGAAAUGCAGAAUCCGCGAAGUCGGCCAGCACUAA
Orbilia oligospora ATCC 24927 is the source of this 1614-nucleotide messenger RNA. RefSeq lists its product as uncharacterized. The record is from RefSeq and is a predicted model, not a curated record. Bases 1 to 1614 code for a protein of 537 amino acids. Gene Ontology annotation, cellular component: membrane; Golgi apparatus. The transcript is spliced from 2 exons. Gene Ontology annotation, molecular function: UDP phosphatase activity; GDP phosphatase activity. Gene Ontology annotation, biological process: protein N-linked glycosylation; nucleoside diphosphate catabolic process. NCBI's taxonomy places the organism in Eukaryota, Fungi, Ascomycota, Orbiliomycetes, Orbiliales, Orbiliaceae.